CUUGUUGUUUUAGUUUUUGAUUUUUCGUUUUUUCUAGUUUUUUAGUUUUUAAAUUCAUUUUGUUUGUUGUAGUUUUUGAUUUUUUUCGUUUGUUUUAGUUUUUUAAAUUCAUUCUGUUUGUCUUUUUUUUUUAAAUUUUUAAUUGAUUGUGCUUUUUUUUUCCAGAUGCAGGCCACCAGGAGGGACAGGGAAUACCUCAGGGCGUCCAAUGCGUGGUUUCGCUGGGAGGACGCAGAGGGUGAAAUCCUGGAAGGCGAAAAUAUUUUCGCCAUCCAGGAUUUGCACGCCAGGGCCGCCAAAUGGUUGGCGGAUGCCGAGGACGAGGCCUUCAUGGCCGGAGCCCGUUGGGAGGGAGGUGUUGGGCCGGACACCCCGAGAGCGCGGUGGGUCCGCGCUGUGAGGCGCGAGUCGCGCCAGUUCGAGGCCGAGGGCGAGCAGGUGCUCGCCCUCUACGAUGUCGAGGAUGCCUGGGCCCUCAGGAUCCUCUUCGGGGAGGAGUCCACCCAGCCUGACCUGACGGAGGAGGACUGGUCCCUGGAGCAGUGGGACUGAGAUCCCCCCCUCCGCCCCCCGCCCUAAUAAUAAAUUAAAAAAAAAAUUUUUUUUUAAAUUGUAUUUUAGUUCUAAGAUUUUUUUUGAAUAAAAUUAAAUUUUUUUU
This is a messenger RNA of Diachasmimorpha longicaudata, 658 nucleotides long. RefSeq lists its product as uncharacterized. NCBI's taxonomy places the organism in Eukaryota, Metazoa, Arthropoda, Insecta, Hymenoptera, Braconidae. The transcript is spliced from 2 exons. Bases 166 to 552 code for a protein of 128 amino acids. The record is from RefSeq and is a predicted model, not a curated record.